Molecule: messenger RNA, 774 nt
Organism: Kwoniella botswanensis
Lineage: Eukaryota; Fungi; Basidiomycota; Tremellomycetes; Tremellales; Cryptococcaceae
Product: Fe-S protein assembly co-chaperone HscB
Exons: 3
Coding region: 1-774 (257 amino acids)
Biological process (GO): [2Fe-2S] cluster assembly; protein complex oligomerization
Cellular component (GO): mitochondrion
Molecular function (GO): ATPase activator activity; protein-folding chaperone binding
Source: RefSeq, a predicted model, not a curated record
AUGAUCACAAAUCUACGUCUGUCCCCUGCGACACUCCACCCGCUCAAAAUCCAUCCUCUCCGAUGUAUACCACCUUCAGCACGAGUCAGAAUCUAUCACUCAACCUCCCCUCCCGAACCACCCCAUCAUCAAUGUCCCUCAUGUUCUCGAUCCAUCCCACUUCCAUUAUCCCCCUGUCCCAACUGCUCAGCACUACUACCAUUGCCAUCCACACUCUCCCAUCAUUCAAUGUUAUACCUAUCUGCUCCUAUCGGUUCAUCCCCCAACGGUCCAUUUGAUAUACCCCGAGAAUUGGGUCAUUUACCCUCACAUGGAUUCGGAUUGGACAAGAGUGAUCUAAGAAGUCGAUGGGUGCGGAGACAGAGGGAAUUGCAUCCUGAUAAGUUCACUUCCAAGGGUGAUAAGAUAGUAGAUCUAGCUAGGGAGUUGUCAGGAAGGGUUAAUGAGGCUUAUAAUGUCCUGGGGGAUGAACUCAGGAGAGCAGAGUAUAUUUUAUCGAUAUAUGAUAAAGCUACGGAGGAGACGGAUAAAUUGGACGAUCCAAUGAUGUUGGCUGAGAUCCUCGAAGCGAGAGAAGAGCUCGAAGAAGCUGAGAGCCAAGAGGAUAUCCAGAGGAUACGGAGUGAUAAUCAUGCAAAAGUAGAAGACAUAAUAGCACAGCUCCAAUCGGCAUUCAGUGAAGAUCCACCUAAUCUUGAUGAAGCGAAGAAUUUGGCGGUGCAGUUGAAAUAUUGGAGAGGGCUUGAAAAUGCCGCUAGGGAGAAGUCGAUAUGA